UACGUGACAAUCGGUGCAUAAAAAUUAUAAUCUAUCAAUGGAUCCAAAGUGCAUUGACGAGCAAAAUCAACACGAGACUCCACUAAACACAUUUACUGAUAAAGACAUACGAAACAUCGAAGAUAGCGGCAAAGUCACACCGGCCCGUUUUCAUGUUCAAGCUGAAAGGGAAGAAGAUGAAACUGAACAACAAGAAAUUGAAGUGAUUUUCAAUAAUAAUAAAGAUUUUCACACAAUCGAGAUUGUCGGGGAUCCCGAUUCAGUGAAAGUAUUAGAUUUCAAACUUCUGCGCUCCGUGUCUCCCAAGGAUUUCCAAUGUAAUUCGCCAUUCUCGAGUCCGGAGAGGCAUCGCUCUGGCUUUUCAAGCCCCGAGAGGCACUGGUUUCCUCGAUCAAGUUCGGAAGGCUAUCGUUCUGCUUUUUCAAGCGCUGAAGAUUAUAGCUCCAGUUCCGCAAGCUCAAGUCCCCAAAGGCACCGCUCUGAACUAUUAAAUCUUCAAAAUUUCUGCAACAUAAAUAAUCCUACAUGGUUGUACUAAACCAAUGUAAUCGU
Ceratosolen solmsi marchali is the source of this 552-nucleotide messenger RNA. RefSeq lists its product as uncharacterized. Bases 38 to 538 code for a protein of 166 amino acids. NCBI's taxonomy places the organism in Eukaryota, Metazoa, Arthropoda, Insecta, Hymenoptera, Agaonidae. The transcript has 3 exons. The record is from RefSeq and is a predicted model, not a curated record.